AUGGUCGCCCGAGGCCCCAAGCAACCUUUGACGGAAGAAGAAAUCACUGUGGAUCCUCCCAAAGAAGGCGAGGUCCGUGUCAAGGUGAUUGCCAAUGCCUUGUGUCACACGGAUAUCUACACUUUGGAUGGACUUGAUCCUGAAGGCUUGUUUCCUUGUAUUUUGGGACACGAAGCUGGAUGCAUCGUGGAGUCGGUUGGGCCUGGUGUCACUUCCGUUGUUCCUGGCGAUCACGUCAUUCCUUGCUACACUCCUCAAUGUUCCCAAACCUCGUGCAUCUUUUGCAUGAGCCCCAAGACCAACUUGUGUCCCGAAAUUCGCAGUACUCAAGGACAAGGCGUGAUGCCGGAUGGUACCAAGCGCUUCCAUGACAAGGAUGGCAAGGAUAUCUAUCAUUUUAUGGGAUGCAGUACCAUGAGUGAAUAUACAGUUUUGGCGGAAAUCUCCUGUGCCAAGGUUUCCAAGGAAAUGCCACUGGAAAAAGCCUGUCUCUUUGGUUGCGGUGUAUCGACUGGUAUGGGUGCGGUUUGGAAUACCUGUAAAGUCGAACCAUUUUCGAGUGUGGCCGUCUUUGGACUUGGUGCUGUGGGUCUUGCCGUGAUUCAAGGAGCCAAGAUGGCCGGAGCCAGCAAGAUUAUUGCCGUGGAUAUCAAUGAGGACAAGUUUGAAAUGGCCAAGAAGCUAGGGGCAACCGAUUGUGUGAAUUCUAGUCCAGACAAGAUUGACAAGCCUAUUCAAAAAGUCAUUGCUGGAGAUAUGACACCAUGGGGUGUAGACUAUUCCUUUGAUUGUACUGGUAAUGUCAACGUAAUGCGUGCAGCGCUGGAGUGCUCUCACCGUGGAUGGGGAGAAUCUUGUGUGAUUGGAGUUGCCGCUUCUGGCCAUGAAAUUUCAACCAGACCCUUCCAAUUGGUGACUGGUCGUGUGUGGAAGGGAACUGCCUUUGGUGGUUUCAAGAGUCGUCGUGAUGUUCCCCUUUUGGUCGAACGUCACUUGAACGGAGAACUGCCAAUUGACCAUUUCAUCACCCAUACUUUUGAGGGCGUGGAAAAGACUGGAGAUGCCAUUGAUGCUUUGCAUUCUGGAGGGUGUCUCCGUGCGGUUGUCAAAUACUAG
Molecule: messenger RNA, 1116 nt
Organism: Cylindrotheca closterium
Lineage: Eukaryota; Bacillariophyta; Bacillariophyceae; Bacillariales; Bacillariaceae
Source: the annotation of a GenBank genome assembly